AUGCGAUGUGCUGCCGAAGAAAGAAAGACGGUUGCACGCAUGCAUGAAGCCGAAGAGAGUUCUUCUCUUGCUUCAGCAGCAGAUGAUCCUUCGCCUGCUGUUGCAUUUCAGCAACAGGCGGUGCCUGUUGUAAACAGUCAACGAGAGAUCAUCUAUUCUGGCGAGUCGGAUGAUGUAUCCGACUCGAAGGCGACACCUCACGCCUCCAGGUCACCCGGGGCGGACACUGCACGAGUCAGGUUGACUGGUUCUGGUCAACGUGGCGGCAUCAUGCUCGAGAUAUUCAGACCGAGCGAUUGUUCCGACGAAUCCUCGUCUCACGCAAGUCCAUCCGAAGAUUGGAAGCGUGGUGAUGAUGGUGAUGCACCUAUGCAUCACCGCGAAAGAAGCAACUCGAGGGUUGAGCUGUCACUGGUGUCAGUGCUCCCUGGACCGAAACGUCCUGCGCCACGCUCCUCAAGUAGAGAAGAUUUACCCACCCGAUUCCGCACGGAAACUAUCCGUGCUGAGGAAGAGUUCUUCACCGAUGCGUUUUUCAAGCAUCGGUGGUACAACGGCAGCCGUGUUCGAGACGGUAAAGCCUUGGUGCAAGGAUGGGAUGCCCUCAUCCGUAACAUCGAGUGCAUUGGCCGUGAGGCCUGGCUCGCCAAACUUGAUGCAGCUCGCAUCAGGUUUGAGAAACGCAACCCAGUCGGGGUGCGAUACAAGUUGAACCGACUUUCAAGAGAGGCAGGCUUUAUCUGUCUCUCGUGGGGUGAUUCGUGUCCAGGUUGCCUGGACAACUCGAAUCGUGCCCCUAGGGAGGCCUUACUCCCUAAUGAUCCCUACGGGAGGGCGCGCAUCUCUUCCGAGAUGGCCGAAGGGAUUGACACUUUGCAACCCCUGUACUCGCGUUCGGGGAGGUCAUUUUCCGACGGCCUUUCUUCAAACGUAGCGGUGGGUCUCGUCGUACUGCUCGACGAGACCCAGGACAUCAACAAUCAGCUGGGCACGAGGCUCCAGGCUAUCCCACGCCGGUGGAUAGCCACGCCAGCGGACUAG
Messenger RNA from Peronospora matthiolae, 1041 nucleotides. The record is from the annotation of a GenBank genome assembly. Lineage: Eukaryota; Oomycota; Peronosporomycetes; Peronosporales; Peronosporaceae.